Messenger RNA from Penicillium expansum, 594 nucleotides. RefSeq lists its product as uncharacterized. The transcript has 3 exons. Lineage: Eukaryota; Fungi; Ascomycota; Eurotiomycetes; Eurotiales; Aspergillaceae. Bases 1 to 594 code for a protein of 197 amino acids. The record is from RefSeq and is a predicted model, not a curated record.
AUGCGUUCUUCUAUUAUCUUCCUUUCGGCUCUGGCUACUGCCGUCAUGGCUGACAAUUCCACUGACACUUACACCUUCCCCGCCGGCUUCAAUAUCGGUUUGGUUUCCAGUUCCCAGCUCAGCGACUAUUGCUCUGCCCAGCGCAACACCUGCCCCGAGAUUUGCCAGCAAGGCACCAAGCUCAACUCGUGUGACCCAAGCACCCUGAAGUUCAGCUGUGUCUGCAGCGAUGGUUCCACCCCCGACGUGACCCCCUACGCGCAGACCGUUCCUUUCUUCGUCUGCCAGGACACUUAUAUCCAGUGUGUCAACUCGCACCCCAAUGAUGCCGAGGGUCAGCGCGCCUGUAAGAAGGCCGCCACUUGUGGCUCCAAGAACGCAAGCGCGGUGACCACCACCGCUUCUACUACGACCAUGUCUUCGACUACUCUGGCUUUGGCCACUGCGACCGAGUCGUCCACCACCCAAACUUCCUCCGUGGCUCCCGCCAGCACUACUACCGCCAACGCUGCUGUCGCUCUCGGCGAUCUGACUCAGUACUCCACUGGUCUGAUGGCUGGUCUUAUGUUCGUUGCUGCGCGCAUGGUUCUGUAA